Messenger RNA from Aureobasidium vineae, 411 nucleotides. Lineage: Eukaryota; Fungi; Ascomycota; Dothideomycetes; Dothideales; Saccotheciaceae. The record is from the annotation of a GenBank genome assembly.
AUGGUCAAGUGGGAGAACGACAAAAACGUCUACAUCCUCGGCGCCGCCCUGGAAUACCUAAACCCCAGCAUCGGCAAUGAAGUCGCCGAAGCUGUGAUCGCUGGAUGGCCCGAGAUCUUGGGCGAAACCCCCACCCUCCGCGCCGUCAAAGACCAGAUCAAGAAACUGUCCACCACUUCCUCUUCCACUGGCACCAAAAAGCCCAAAGCCAAGACUGCAGCAAAGAGCAAGGGAAAAGGAAAAGCAAAGCAAGCAAAGAAGAGAACCCGCAACGAUGAAUAUUCUGAGGUAAACGAUGGAGAGGCGAGAGAGGAGGAAGAAGAUGACAAGGAAGACGACGAGCAGGGUCCAGCAAAGAAGCAAAAGGUUGUUGUCAAGCAGGAGGAAGGAGAUGAGGAUGAUGAGGGAGAG